UAGUAUAGGACACGCACGAAGAAGAAGCAGACGAUCGCUCUAACAACGAAGCCGUAUAAUAUAGAGCUCCAUGCCCUAAUUGCACAUGCACGAGGGUCAUAUGCCCUUUUCAUUUCUAUGUAACCAGACAUUGUUGUAAAGAACACAAUAACGGAAGGAGCUACACUUGUAGCUGAACACCAACUUCGGAACCAUGCUACAGCUUCAACUUCUUCGAGUUGUUGAUGAAUAAUGCUCACUGCUGCCCCGAACGUCUGCUACAUAGUAGUAGAAUAUAGUAUUGUGCUCGUCCCAAUACUGUACUUUCUACAGCAGGAAGCAAGCCCUCUGGCAAGUCCUCUGGCAGCUUCCACCGGUCUAGCUCUGGACUAAUUAACAUGGCUUGUACCUGUUCUAUUAAUGCUCGAAGCAGCUGGGAGAGAUAUUCUUGUCCGGCUAUUCUUCCAAGUAGAUAUCUUCAAUGGUGGAAGUGGAUUGUAACUGUUUCUCUAGCUAUUGUCUACUUUGUGUCCUGGGGAAACAUCCAUAGCUACCCAUUGCUGUUCGGCCCCCUCCAGGAGGAAUUUCAAACGUCUGCGAUUGAAACAGGAUGGGUAGGGUCUGUCAACAUCGGGAUGAACUGCCUGGCCAGUCCGUUGGCAGCAUUCUUGGAGAGGCGAAUCGGCUUCCGCGCGACCAUAGUUCUAGGAGUUCUCUUCUGCGCCACCGGGGUCUUCGUAUCAUCAUUCGCGCCGCAACUCUUCAUGCUGUACUUCACCUAUGGGACGAUGUACGGCAUCGGUAUCAACCUCUCAUUCCAUGCCAGCUUAUGCCUCAUGGUGCAAUACUUCCCGAACAAGAACUGUCGUCGUGCCACUUCUGUCAUAAUGAUCGGAGGCACUUCUGGAAUGCUAGUCUUUAGUCCGGUCAUGGAGAGAUUAAUCGAAAUGUUCACGUGGCGUGGAGCCCUACGGAUCAGCGGGAUAUUCGUUCUCUUCCUUGGCCUCCCAUUUGCGUUGCUCUGCAAGUCACCAGAAGAGACUGUUAAAGAAGUGGAAAAGGUAGUCAGAAAGUACAGCAAAUGCGCCGAUUCCAUCGAGGAUACGGUUAACAAGUGCAAGCGGGAUCUUCAGAAGGUCUACCCAGGGUAUGAUCCUGAUGACAAGAGGGCAUGGAAGUCGGACUCAUCGGGAAACGAUGACGAAGACGAGUACGGCGAUGAGAGAGGUCCAUUGCGGGAUUCGAAGACGAGCGAUUUGAAAUCGCCAGACUCUAAAUGUGAGAAAGAACAUGCUAUUGAUCUCCUCGAGAAUGUUAUUGUCCAUGAAGAGGAGGAAAAGUCAGGUUACCGGAAGUGGCGAAUCAUUCUUGGCUCGUGGCGGACCUGGAUUUUCAUCAUCUCCGUUUUCAUUUCAACAUUUUCAUGGAGUUUCUACUGGGUUAAUCUUGUCAGCCACCUGUCAAACGUUGGUCUCUCUCAGCGUCAGAGCGCUUUGGUCCUCUCAUCGUGUGCUGCUGCAGAGUUAAUCACGAAGGUCCUUCUAGCUCUUUUCGGCGAUCGCCUACCUGUUAGUAAUGUAAGCAUUCUAGGCAUUCAAGGUCUCAUUACCAGUGCUUUCACCGUCGGGGUCAUGUUCAUCAAUAGCUUCGGCGCUGGUAUCGGCGUUAUUCUAGGUGUUGGAUGUAUGCGGGGUAUAUACCAGGUAGUUCCAUACAUGAGCUGUGUAGAAAUUAUUGGCACACGAUGGGGAGACGAGGCUCAGACCCUCACUCUCGUAGUCCAGGGCUUCGGAUAUCUUGUUGGGGCUCUUCCUUCAGGUGCAAUAUACGACUUAACCCAGUCUUACCAAACGUGUCUUGUCAUGGUUUUCAUUCUCUUCAUCGUGUCGUCGGUGGCGCUGUUCAUAAUACAGAUCUACGAUCGUUUCUGUGCCAGGAGACAGGAGAAAGAACCGUCUGCAGCCAAAGAUAUGCGUUUGAAACAUUUAUCCUUGCAAAAUGAGAUUAUUGGCGACAAGGUCACGACUGUAUAAGGUCGUGAGAGAUAGAUCGUGAAGCGGAAACAAGAGGCAAUGUCAUUUUAUUGGAUAUCUGCAAGGAAAGAGAAUGAAUCAAUACCUUGCCUUCAACAUUCUGCCUUAUAAAAUGAGAUUAUCAGCGACAAUGUCUUUACUUUAUAAAACAGUGAAUGGAUGAGUUUAGAUAAGAAUGUAGUUUGUUAGAGGAAUUGCAAUGUGAGUGGGUAUCUAAUAUGAAGUGGAAACCACUGUUAACCUCAAUAUGCUGCCUUAAGAAAUGAGGAACUUAACGGCGACAGGAUCACGACUGUUUAAAACCGUGAAUGGACUUCAUUCAGCAAGAGAUGUAGAUAAAGAGAGAUGAAUAGCCUAGAUAAUAAAGAGGGAGAACGUGAUGUGAUUGGGUAUCCAAAUAAAAACGAACCUAUGCAUGGUCUGAACUUCAAAACAUUCUGCCUCACAAAAUGAGGUGAACGGCGACAGUGUCGCGAUAGUAUAAAAUAGUGAAUAGACGAAUCAUUGAAAGUAAGAGAUAAUGCUUGUUAUAGCCGACAGAUAUUGAAGAGGAAGAAAUAGGCAGAGUGCUAUGAUAAGAUAUUUAAAGGUCAAGUCCACCUCAGACAAAUGUUGAUUUAAAUCAAUAGAGAAAUAUCAGACAAGCACAAUGCUG
Molecule: messenger RNA, 2667 nt
Organism: Lytechinus variegatus (green sea urchin)
Lineage: Eukaryota; Metazoa; Echinodermata; Echinoidea; Temnopleuroida; Toxopneustidae
Product: monocarboxylate transporter 12-like
Exons: 6
Coding region: 378-2012 (544 amino acids)
Biological process (GO): transmembrane transport
Molecular function (GO): transmembrane transporter activity
Source: RefSeq, a predicted model, not a curated record